Lathyrus oleraceus (garden pea) is the source of this 3029-nucleotide messenger RNA. Its product is annotated as probable receptor-like protein kinase At5g59700. The record is from RefSeq and is a predicted model, not a curated record. NCBI's taxonomy places the organism in Eukaryota, Viridiplantae, Streptophyta, Magnoliopsida, Fabales, Fabaceae. The transcript has 3 exons. Gene Ontology annotation, molecular function: protein kinase activity; ATP binding. The coding region runs from base 1 to 1410 and encodes 469 amino acids. Gene Ontology annotation, biological process: protein phosphorylation.
AUGGUCUGUUUGAUAGGCAACGGUUAUAAAGUGUCUCCACCUUCUCCUCCGGCGACUUCCACUCCUCCUGGCACUAACAUUGGACUCAUCUCAGGUAUCAUUACUGCUGGUGUAGUUGUUCUUAUCAUCUUGUUAAUUGUUUGGAUACUAAUUUAUAGGAGAAGAAAAUUUACAACAAAACAGAAGGAGCUCACUCAAAACACCGCAACCACUACAAAUGUCGCAACAACAUCAAACACAAUAUCAAGAAGAGAGUAUCAGUACCUUCUCACUCUCUCUGAAGUGGAAGAAAGCACCAAUUAUUUUGAUGAAUCUCUCGUCGUUGGAGUAGGAGGAUUCGGUAAAGUGUAUAGGGGAGAAUUGAGGGAUGGAAGAAAGGUGGCUGUAAAGAGAGGGAGUAGAACUUCUCUUCAGGGCAUUCAAGAGUUUAGGGCUGAAAUAGAAACCCUAUUUAAAUUCCGCCAUGGGAAUUUAGUGUCAUUGAUCGGUUACUGCGACGAGAAUCACGAGUUAAUUUUGGUUUACGAGUUCGUUGAAAAAGGAACUUUGAGAAGUCAUUUGUAUGGUUCUGGUCUUCAAAGUUUAUCAUGGAACGAAAGAUUGAAUGUGUGCAUGGGAGCGGCAAAAGGACUCAAUUAUCUACACACGGCUUAUCCUACUGCGGUCAUUCAUCGGGACGUGAAAUCAGUGAACAUUUUAUUGGACGGAAAUCUCAAUGCCAAAGUAGGAGACUUUGGCAUAUCAAGAACAGGUCCCAGUGUCCAUGAGACGCAUGUCAGCACCGGUGUCAAGGGAACUUUUGGAUACCUCGAUCCCGAGUAUUUUAUGCGAGAGCAACUUACAGAAAAAUCUGAUGUUUAUUCAUUUGGAGUAGUCCUCAUUGAAAUACUCUGUGCAAGGCCGGUCAUUGAUCCAUCACUUCCUAGUGAUGUGAUCAAUUUGAAAGAUUGGGCGAUCAAUCAUAUUCAGAAAGGGCAGUGGGAUCAAAUCAUCGAUCCGCAUUUGAUUAUAGGGGAUAUCAAUCCUAAUUCCCUAAAGAGGUUUAUGGAAAUAGCAGAAAGAUGCGUUGCAGAUCGCGGUGCUGACAGACCCUCCAUGAGGGAUGUUUUGUGGAAUUUGGAGUGUUGUCUUCAAUUUCAAGAAGCGGCUUUUCAUGGUUCGGCUGCCGAAGAUAAUUCCGACAGUAUAGUGGAACUUGCUACACAAUAUGCAACACCUGAUUUUUCUUUGACAAUAUCGGAUGAGGGUCGGGAAAGGGGAAGAGGCCUUGGACGUGCUUGUGAUGCUGCGGUUCAAUGUUCAGCUGCGGAAGAUAAUUCAGAUAUCAUAGUGGAACUUGCUCCAACAAAUGCAACAGUUUCUUCUUCUUCCGCUUCUGCAAAUAUCGAGGACUCACCUGAUUUUAUCUGAUGAGGGCAUCUAAAGUUAGUUUUCUUGAUUUUAUUUUUAUUUUUAAAUUAGUACAAUAUUUGAUAUUUCUGCUUGUUUUAUUCACGACAACUAUAUUGAUUCAGUAUUGUAAUUUGAAUAUCCUCGGAUUUAAAUUAUAUGUUUUACAUGACAUUUGAUGGUUGUGAUGGUGCUGAUUUUUCCCUUCCCUUCCAUUAGCUGCUUUUGUUUUAGUUAACUGUAAAAGGAAGAGAAAAAAAAUUGUUAACACAAUAUAGUAACAAUUUUCAUUAAUGUUGGGGUAUUAAAUUAUGACUCGAUGACUCAUAUAAAACUAGUACUAUGAUUUAUACUUUUUGUUAUUCCAAACUUAAAAUUUUGUACUUUUGGUAGUCGAAUAUUUUUAUCUUUAUUGGAUUGCUAUUUUAAUAUGCUUCUUCCACAUGCUAGGUUAGACUUCAAUUUAUUGAUAGUAGUAUUAUAGAUAUUUUAAUACGCUUCUUGCACAAGACUAUAAGAAGAGCAACACAAGUGAUAGUAGAAAGAUAUAUUUUUGCUUUCCAUUUGUCUUUACCUCUUAAUGGCUUUUCAAAAUGUAUCUCUCUUUCAUGCAUUUCUCAUUUCACUGUCUUUUAGCUUUGUUCUUGCAUUUCCAAUCAUGGGCAUAAUGGUUCGAGCAGACAAGGGUGCGACUUUCCCUCUUAUUAUGCCCAUGAUUGGAAAUGCAAGAACAAAGCUAAAACACAGUGAAAUGAGAAAUGCAUGGAAGAGAGAUACAUUUUGAAAAGCCAUUAAGAGGUAAAGACAAAUGGAAAGCAAAAAUAUAUCUUUCUACUAUCACUUGUGUUGCUCUUCUUAUAGUCUUGUGCAAGAAGCGUAUUAAAAUAUCAAUAAUACUACUAUCAAUAAAUUGAAGUCUAAUUUAGCAUGUGCAACAAGCAUAUUAAAAUAGCAACCUAGUAAAGAUAAAAAAAUUCAACUACCAAAAGUACAAAAUUUUAAGUUUUAAAUUUAGAAUAACAAAAAGUAUUAAUCAUAGUACUAGUUUUAUAUGAGUCAUCGAGUUAUAAUUUAAUACCGCAUCAUUAAUGAAAAUUGUUAAUGUAUUGUGUUAACAAUAUUUUUCUCUUCCUUUUACAGUUAACUAAAACAAAAGCAGCUAAUGGAAUGGAAGGGAAAAAUCAGCACCAACACAACCAUCAAAUGUCAUGUAAAACAUAUAAUUUAAAUCCGAGGAUAUUGAAAUUACAAUACUGAAUCAAUAUAGUUGUCGUGAAUAAAACAAGCAGAAAUAUCAAAUAUUGUACUAAUUUAAAAAUAGUACAAUUUUUUAACAAAAGAUCUAGACACAAUCUUCUCACUGAUGAAAUGGCAAUCUAUUUCAAUAUUCCUAGUUUGCUCAUGAAAAACUGAAUUAGCGACAAUAUGUAAGGCAGCUUGGUUAUCGCAAAUAUGAGACUUCUAGAGCUUAUUUUACAAUAGUGUCUCAUAUAAGACCAUAACCUGCUGCAACUUACUCCCCUAGGUUUCCAACAGAGAUUGGGAUUAUAUGUAAUAUGCACUCAACUAAUGGAUUGCUCAUUUUGAUAUGUUGUCUCACACAAAAACUCAUAUGUAGUUGGUUUUUGUAUCUUCUUUUA